UCAGACGAAGCUCGCAGCUCGCCGGCGGUGAAAAUUUGCAACCCUGUCGAGAGUAUUUUUGGUCAGAGAUAGGAGCAAAAGCGAGAUCCUCCGCUGGUCUCUCUCUCUCUCUCUCUUUUUCUCUUCACCCCCCGUCCUUCCCGUCUCGGAUAGACUCGAGUUUGUUUCAUCCAGAGCGACCCGCCGGAUUCGUUUUCAGACACGAUUCUUCCACAUCGCAACAUAGCACCGCGCUUGGGAAAUGUCCGAAAACAAGCCGAGUGAUGAGCCGAAGUUAUCCACGACGGAUCGGGUGGUGAAAUCCGUCCCUUUCCCGCCCAGCCACCGGCUCACAGUCAAAGAAGUGUUUGACAGCGAGGGGAAGCCCAAGGUGGACGUGCUGAAAGCCCACCUCACCAAGGAGGGCCGCGUGGAGGAAGGGGUGGCCCUGAGGCUCAUCGGAGAGGGUGCUGCCAUCUUGCGCUCAGAGAAGAACCUGCUCGACAUCGAGGCCCCCGUGACAGUUUGUGGAGACAUCCAUGGGCAGUUCUUUGACCUGAUGAAGCUGUUUGAAGUAGGAGGAUCACCAGCGUCAACGCGCUAUCUUUUCCUGGGGGACUAUGUUGACAGAGGGUAUUUCAGUAUUGAAUGUGUGCUGUACUUGUGGGCUUUGAAGGUCCUGUACCCCAAAACACUGUUUCUGCUGCGUGGGAACCAUGAAUGUAGACAUUUAACAGAGUAUUUCACAUUUAAGCAGGAAUGUAGAAUUAAGUAUUCAGAGCGGGUGUAUGACGCAUGUAUGGACGCCUUCGACUGCCUUCCAUUGGCUGCCCUUAUGAACCAGCAGUUCCUGUGUGUACAUGGAGGACUAUCCCCAGAAAUCACAAAUCUUGACGACAUCAGGAAACUAGACAGAUUUAAAGAGCCUCCUGCAUAUGGGCCAAUGUGUGAUCUUCUCUGGUCUGAUCCCCUGGAGGACUUUGGGAAUGAGAAGAGCCAGGAGCACUUCACACACAACACGGUGCGAGGCUGUUCCUAUUUCUACAGCUACCCCGCAGUCUGUGAUUUUCUACAACACAAUAAGUUAUUAUCUGUCAUCCGGGCCCACGAGGCACAGGAUGCUGGAUACCGCAUGUACAGAAAGAGUCAGACCACUGGCUUCCCAUCCCUAAUCACCAUCUUUUCAGCACCCAACUAUCUAGACGUCUACAACAACAAAGCGGCGGUGCUGAAGUAUGAGAACAAUGUGAUGAACAUCCGACAGUUCAACUGCUCGCCCCACCCCUACUGGCUCCCCAACUUUAUGGACGUAUUCACCUGGUCCCUGCCCUUUGUUGGCGAAAAGGUCACUGAGAUGCUGGUGAACGUAUUGAGCAUCUGCUCCAAUGACGAGCUGACGACCGACGAGGAGCUGGAUGGUGCAACAGCCUCUGCCCGUAAGGAGGUCAUCCGUAACAAGAUCCGCGCCAUCGGCAAGAUGGCCAGGGUGUUCUCUGUGCUCAGAGAGGAGAGCGAGAGUGUGCUGACUUUGAAGGGUCUUACCCCGACAGGCAUGCUACCCAGUGGAGUGCUAUCUGGUGGCAAGGAAAAGCUCCAGAAUGCCAUCAAGGGCUUCUCACCCCAGCACAAGAUCACCAGCUUCGAGGAGGCUAAAGGCCUGGACCGCAUCAACGAGAGGAUGCCGCCUCGGCGAGAUGCGCUGCCGUCCGACGCCAGCCUCAACUCCCUCAACAAGGCGCUGUCUUCGGAGAGCAACGGCACUGAUGCCAAAGGGAGCACCAGCAGCGGCGGGAACAUCCAGUGAAGGGCCACCUGGCGCCCCUGCCCCCCGCCCCCCUACCCCCUUUCAUUGUCUGAUGGGGCAGAGCCGACCUCAGUCCUCGUCUGAGCAUGCCACUGUGGAAAAAAGCGGCAAACAGAUGGAGUGGAGAGGUCUGGGCAAGGACAGGAGGGAGGGAGGGUGAGCAUUGGAAGGAGUUCAGGGUGGGGGAGGGGCUUAUGACACGUGUCAGGGCUGACAUCUCAUUUGCUAGCUUGGGAUUUGCCUUCAAGAAACUAUAUCUAUAUAUAUAGAUACAUCUAUAUAUAGAUAUAUCUAUAUAUAGAUGUAGAUAUAUAUAGAUGUAGAUACAUAUACAGAGUUCGUAAUCAGAUCUGCUAAAUUAUUCCUUGUUCACAUUUCUAAAUGGUCGCGAUAUAUGCUUGAUUGAUAUGAACGAGAGAGAAAUCGUAAAGAGGUUUGUUCCGUUUUUGUUUGUUGUUGUUUUUGUUUUUGUUUUGUUUUGGUCGACCGUCGCUCAUUUACACCGAAAUGGAAACUUGUGUAACUUCUUACUAACUAUUGUACGUUUACAAAAUACAGCACUAAAAAGGACAGAACAUGAGAUAAUGUUUUUAACAUAAGGGUGUACAAACUAAAUAAGGACUAUUUAUUGAUAACUUUUUUUUUUUUGCUACUCUUUUAAAAUAGCUCUGAAAUGAAUUAGGCAGUCUUAAAAAGAAUGUUGCAACGUUGUCAAAAAUGCCAAAUAAUAGAAAGUUCUAUGGUUUUGUACAGAUUAUGCUUACCUCAGGUUCCUUUGGUGUGUGUGCUUUGACCUGAUUUUUCUGUAUAAUGGCUAAAUAACUCGGUAAUGAAAUCCUAUUUUCUUGAGUUUCAUAACUGGAAUUUACAUUUACCUAUCUAUCAUUUGCAGAUAUGUUUAUUUUGUGUCCAUUGGGAAGGGGGGGGUAGAUUUAUUGUGGCUUGCUGGAUUUCUUGAGUGUUCAUUUUUUUCUUUUUAAGUAUGGCGAACAAAGUAAAAACAUAGAACCAAUAUUGUGUAAAAAAAAAAAACAAAAGGAAAAAAAACAAACAAUAAACUUAAAGUGUCUGCCUAUGCAUGUUUUAUAAAAUCAAAGAAAGGAAAAUGUAGAAAAUCUGAAUACCUGGGCUUCAACGGGCCCGUUUUCAAUUAUACUGCGCUUUAGUGAAACAUAUACUGGAGACUGCAUAUACCUGCAUAUUUUCAAUUAACACGAUGAUCAUGCUAUAUGCCUUCAACUUCUUUUGUAAUUGAAGCAUUUAACUAUAAGAUGGGAUGAGAAAUCAUAUUUUUAACCUGCACACCGUCCAAUUAUACGCAUGUUUGACAAUUCUCGUGAGGUGUGUGUGUGUGGUUACACGUGGAACUCAAAAUUGCAUGAUAGCUGUUAGUGUCAUAAUAACAGUUUAAUCGGUUCUGUUUAUGUUUUGUAAAUGUGCCACAGAAAGUGAAAUUUGAUUAAUAUAACUUAAUAUCAUUUGGAACUCUGCUUUGUAUAUCAGUUACAGGUUUGAUACUGCUCAAUACUUUAAAGAUGAAACGGAAAAGAAAAAAAACGUAGGAUCUUUUUUAAGAACUGCUUAAGUGCCCAAGUAAUUCACUACACGACAUGAAGCCUUGCUUUUGUAACUUAACUUCAAAACUGUUGGCAGAUGAGGCAUGCACUUGCAACUAUGAAAAAGUAUUUUAUAUAACUGUUAAAUAAAAAUGUGCAUGAAUUUCAACCUGGAAA
This is a messenger RNA of Lampris incognitus (smalleye Pacific opah), 3516 nucleotides long. RefSeq names its product protein phosphatase 3 catalytic subunit alpha. The transcript has 13 exons. Bases 242 to 1783 code for a protein of 513 amino acids. Gene Ontology annotation, molecular function: calmodulin-dependent protein phosphatase activity; calmodulin binding. Gene Ontology annotation, cellular component: cytosol; calcineurin complex; cytoplasm. Gene Ontology annotation, biological process: calcineurin-NFAT signaling cascade. The record is from RefSeq and is a predicted model, not a curated record. Lineage: Eukaryota; Metazoa; Chordata; Actinopteri; Lampriformes; Lampridae.